AAUUACAAGUCUCAUAAUAUGACAUGGCCGGAUAAGAGUGAGUUGGAUAUAUCCAGUUAGUCUCACUCUCUCACCCUGAAUUACAAGUCUGAAUCCUAAGAGUUUAUAUUAAUGGCGACCAGUGCUCCUCAGAGACCUCCGAUCAUGAUCCCCAAUUCAAAAUACAAGUUGUGUUCGGGUCAGUGUAGUUCAAAACAGCAUUGUCUUCCCACAUUAGGAGCCCCUCAGGAGAAGAGUAUGAUGGUGAAGAGAAGAGAGUUGAUGUUGGGUUUGAGUAUGGUUCCAGCCAUUGCAAUCGAGGCGCUGCCUUCAGAAGCCAGGGAGGUCGUUGUGGGCUCCUAUCUCCCACCCUCAACUUCCGACCCUUCAUUCGUUCUCUUCCAAGCCUCUGCUAAAGACACUCCCGCUCUUCGCGCAGGAAACGUGCAGCCUUACCAGUUCAUCCUUCCCCCGACAUGGAAACAGACACGUGUAGCAAACAUAUUAUCUGGUAAUUACUGCCAGCCAAAAUGUGCAGAGCCAUGGGUGGAGGUGAAAUUUGAAGAUGAAAAACAAGGAAAGCUUCAGGUUGUGGCUUCACCUUUGAUACGCCUGACCAAUAAGCCAAACGCAUCUAUUGAAGAUAUUGGCAACCCUGAGAAGCUGAUUGCUUCUCUUGGACCUUUUGUGACUGGGAACACCUAUGAUCCUGAUGAGCUCCUUGAGACCAAAGUUGAAAAACGAGGCGAUCUCACGUACUACAACUAUGUGCUGGAGACUCCAUUUGCACUGACGGGUUCCCACAAUCUUGCAAAGGCCACAGCUAAGGGAAACACUGUUGUCUUAUUUGUGGUUAGCGCAAAUGACAAGCAGUGGCAAUCAUCUCAGAAGAUUCUAAAAGCCAUGCUUGAUUCUUUUCAGGUGUAGUUAGUUCUUUUGCAUCAUUGCUGAAUGAGAGCUGAAGUUGGAUACCCUGAACAUUACUUCACGCGAUCGAGUUGAAAGUCUUGAUUUGCUAGUACGUCAUUGCUCAUGGCUCAUGGCUCUACUAAGGUUUAUAUUACAUCGAGGUCUUUUGUAAUAAAAUAGACGGUUAUUAUCAAAAGUUUUUUUUUAUUAUAGGAAUAUAGAAGUUGUUUUAUUUUUUAUAUUUUAUUUUUUUACAAAAAUGGUGGCCGACUCUGGGGCUGAGAGCAACAUGGGUAUGGUCCCUCCCCAAGGGAUGUUUCUCACAAGUUUGGGUUCGAAUCAGAGACCUCCUAUUACCGGGAGAAGCUCUGCAGCUUCCGCCCCACUUGCAGCCUAGCAUGCUUCCACUAGACCAAUCCCGUUGGGUAUAUAGAAAGCUGUUUUAGUGCAGGCACUGAACGACAAAAUAUGGUUCAAAAUUUCCAUUUGAUUUGCUUUAUUUU
Rosa rugosa (rugosa rose) is the source of this 1391-nucleotide messenger RNA. Its product is annotated as psbP domain-containing protein 6, chloroplastic. Bases 112 to 906 code for a protein of 264 amino acids. The record is from RefSeq and is a predicted model, not a curated record. The transcript is spliced from 3 exons. Lineage: Eukaryota; Viridiplantae; Streptophyta; Magnoliopsida; Rosales; Rosaceae.